Messenger RNA from Menidia menidia (Atlantic silverside), 901 nucleotides. Lineage: Eukaryota; Metazoa; Chordata; Actinopteri; Atheriniformes; Atherinopsidae. The record is from the annotation of a GenBank genome assembly.
UCAGGCAUCCAGGCACACCUAGUAGGACUGUGCGUACUGAAUGACAACGAACCGACGAGCCAUGAACUUGCUUUUUUGGAUGCUAAACUUUUCCCUUUAUGGGACCUGGAUCAAUGCACAGGUGGGGUUUGAUGGUCCUCUCUCAGCUCAGGAGCAGAUGUACAUCCUGUAUGAAGUCAAAACGCAGUGCUACCAGAACCUCUCCAACAUGGAGCCAGGAGCUGAAGAUGAGGCAUGCCCCCCAGACUGGGACGGCCUUAUUUGUUGGCCCCAUGGCUCCCCAGGGCAGGUUACAAGGGUUCCCUGUCCAUCUUACAUCUAUGAUUUCAAUCACAAAGGACAUGCCUACAGGAGAUGUGACACCAAUGGUUCUUGGGUAAUUGUGGAGCUCUGGAACAAAACGUGGACCAACUACUCAGAGUGUUUGCGCUUCCUUCAGCCCUUCACCGACGAGGAAGCAAAACAAGACUUCUUUGAGCGGCUGUACAUCAUGUAUACGACCGGCUACGCUGUGUCCUUCAGCUCUCUACUGGUGGCCAUCAUGAUCAUUGGAUAUUUCAGACGUCUUCACUGCACCAGGAACUACAUCCACAUGCACCUGUUUGUCUCCUUCAUGAUGCGUGCCGUCAGCAUCUUUGUCAAGGACAAAGUUGUGUAUUCAAGCGCUGGAUUGCAAGACUUUGAUUCUGCCCUGUUGGACAAAACAGUAAACAGGGCGUCACUUGACAAGUCUCAGUAUAUUGGCUGCAAGGUGACAGUGCUCCUUUUCAUCUAUUUCCUGGCCACCAAUUACUACUGGAUCCUGGUGGAAGGUCUCUAUCUGCACAGUCUCAUCUUCAUGGCGUUUCGGUCAGACUCAAGAUACCUCUGGAGCUUCAUACUUAUCGGAUGGGGUAAGUGA